AUGGCAACUGCAAACUUAACCAUUCGUUCGGAUAAUGGACUUAUCAAUUCUCCACCAAUUUGUUCUAUGCAACCAAUUGUUAGACUGAAGCAAGGUUGUUCGUAUUCAAUGAAAAUUCCAGUUAUAGAUGAAGAUGGCGAUUUUGUAAAGUGUCGAUGGGCAACCAGUUCGUCGGGAGUUAAUGAAUGCGGAGAUGCUUGCCAUGGUCUAAGUAACUCUAUACUGGACAUCGGAAUAUGCACAUCCAACCCAUGUAAAAAUAGAGCUACUUGUAAUGACCAAGACAACAGAUACAGCUGUACAUGUGCUUCUGGUUUCACGGGCACAAACUGCGAGACAGAUAUUGACGAAUGCUCAUCUAAGCCAUGUCAGAAAGGAGGGACUUGUAAUGACCAAGUCAACGGAUAUAACUGUAUAUGUACUGCAGGAUUCACUGACACACACUGCGAGACAGAUAUUGACGAAUGCUCAUCUAACCCAUGUGAGAAUGAAGCGACUUGUAAUGACAAAGUCAACGGAUAUAAAUGUACUUGUGCUGCUGGAUUCACUGACACACACUGCGAGACAGAUAUUGACGAAUGCGCAUCUAACCCAUGUGAGAAUGGGGCGAUUUGUAAUGACCAAGUCAACGGAUAUAACUGUACAUGUGCUGAUGGAUUCACUGACACACACUGCAGGACAGUUACAGCAUGGGCCGUAGCUUUUAUAGUCUUAGCAUCUAUUGCAGCUCUUCUAACUUGUUGUUGUUUCAGGCGGAAUAUUGGAAAAUGUAAAAGGAAUGAUGAAAAGAAAAAAGUUAAACCACAGGAAAUAGAUGUUGAACCGAAACCAAUGGAACUGCGAUGGAUAUGA
Molecule: messenger RNA, 852 nt
Organism: Mytilus californianus (California mussel)
Lineage: Eukaryota; Metazoa; Mollusca; Bivalvia; Mytilida; Mytilidae
Product: fibropellin-3-like
Exons: 8
Coding region: 1-852 (283 amino acids)
Biological process (GO): Notch signaling pathway
Molecular function (GO): Notch binding; calcium ion binding
Source: RefSeq, a predicted model, not a curated record